CUUUUUAUCCUGCGCAUCAACCUCUGGCCAGGUUUUUUUUUUUUUUUUUUUUUUUUCCUUUUUCUUGCUUGGAGCACAGCCCGUUCUGAGAAGCAUGAGCUGUUUUCUGGCCUUGACAUAGCCUUCGAUUUUCUGUCGCUCCCUUGGAGCAAAACCCCUACAGAAAUGCCUGCCGGAGGUACGGGUGAGAAGCUUGCGAGCGCCCUCACCGCGGUCGCCGGUGUAUCGUCGCUUGUUGCCACUAUCUUGUCGGUCAUCUCGAUUUUCUUCCAGACAAAAAACUAUCGCAAGCCCCUUCUACAACGAUAUGUAGUGCGAAUUCUACUCAUGGUGCCGCUAUAUUCAAUAGCAUCAUGGCUCAGCAUGAUCUCUCUCAAAACGGCUGCCUUUGUUGACCCGAUUCGUGACGUAUACGAGGCUUUCACGAUUUAUACCUUCUUCCAACUGUUGAUCAACUACCUGAGCGGCGAACGAGCUCUCAUCAUUAUGACCCAUGGACGCGAGCCAGUCGAACAUCUAUGGCCCAUGAACUAUGUUAUGUCACGGGUCGACAUAUCGGACCCAUAUUCCUUCCUGGCCAUCAAGCGCGGAAUCCUACAAUACGCAUGGCUAAAGCCUACACUCGCCCUGGCAGCCGUCAUAAUGAAGGCAACGGGCACCUACAAAGAAGGAUAUCUGGGUCUUGACUCGGGCUAUUUCUGGAGCGGGCUGGUCUACAACGUCAGCAUGACCAUCUGUCUUUACUGCCUUGCCCUCUUUUGGGUGUGUAUGCACGACGAUCUCAAGCCCUUUCGCCCGGUGCCCAAGUUCCUCUGUAUCAAACUUAUCAUUUUUGCCUCAUAUUGGCAAGGCUUCUUCCUCUCCAUCCUUGUAUGGCUGGGUGCUAUCACGGACAAGGUGGAAGGAUACUCCCCCGACAACCUGGCCGCGGCGAUCCAGGACUUCCUCAUCUGCAUUGAGAUGCCUAUUUUUGCGGUCGCUCAUUGGUACGCCUUUUCGUGGCACGAUUUCGCCAACGAUGCUAUUGAGGAGGCUCGAAUGCCUGUUAAAUUUGCGCUUCGAGACUCAUUUGGCAUUCGCGACCUCAUCGAGGACUCCAAGGAGACUUUCAAGGGGGACAAGUAUGGAUAUCGUGGCUUUGACUCGCGUGACAAAAUCAUGGCGCAUGAAUCUUCUAAGUCACGACUUGCACGAGUGAAGGCUGGCAUGCGAUAUGAGCGUGGAGGAAAGGGUAAAUACUGGAUUCCCAGCCCUGGAGAGAUCACCUCGGAUGUCAACCCAUACACCCCGCUACUUGGCGGUAAGAACGGCAAUGGCGGUGGCCAAUCGAACUCUCCCGGGGGCCCCAGCCGUACCAGCAGCUCUAGCAAUGUCCAUGAGGAUUCAGGCAUCAUCGGAGAUGACAAACUGGACCCUGAAGAGGAGCUUCUCUACGAUAAGGCCAGGAAGCUCGAGUAUGGGGAUUGGAAUUACCCUGUAAUCAUUGCGAACGUGCCCCGAAGGCCAUGGGAAACCUCACGACCCAGCCCCCAGUCCGGCCGCUCUAGGACAUCUCUGCCGGCUCCCUCAUCCUUUUCUGCCAACGGUCGUGGACUAAAAGAGAGGGACCAAAGGCAAGACGAUGAGGGCGCUGUUGUGGCUAAGAAAUCAAAGGGCAAGGGCAAGGCUAAGCCGCGCGCAGCAGCCCAGUCGGGCCGUUCCACUUCGCCACAGGAAACACCUCGGCCUGCCGUCGAGGCCCAGGCCAAGCCGGAUCUUUCAGAAAUCGAUUUCGACGUUUCUAAAAUGUCAUCAACGGAUGAAAACAACACAAGCUCUGUUGCCCCACAGAGCGAGUCUGAGUCCAAUCACUGGGAGGACGAGUCUGAACCUGCUGUAAUUUCUCCUAAGUACGAUAUUGAUGAGGAAGAUAUGCGAAACGUGUGGGGAGGCAAUGACGAGCCUGGCAAACAGACCCACCUCUGAUAUACUACGAAAGAAUUAGCACGCGUGUGUUUUCAAGUCGGUCACCAGACCCGUUUCAUAUUAAGCAUAGAUACCCGCCUGUUGGCACAUCUUUAAGAAAUUUGAAAGCUUUUUGAACG
Messenger RNA from Pyricularia oryzae 70-15, 2084 nucleotides. RefSeq lists its product as uncharacterized. Lineage: Eukaryota; Fungi; Ascomycota; Sordariomycetes; Magnaporthales; Pyriculariaceae. The transcript has 6 exons. The coding region runs from base 166 to 1965 and encodes 599 amino acids. Gene Ontology annotation, molecular function: transporter activity. The record is from RefSeq and is a predicted model, not a curated record. Gene Ontology annotation, biological process: transport.